Messenger RNA from Dermacentor silvarum, 2258 nucleotides. RefSeq names its product twinfilin-like. Gene Ontology annotation, cellular component: actin filament; myofibril; cytoplasm. Lineage: Eukaryota; Metazoa; Arthropoda; Arachnida; Ixodida; Ixodidae. The coding region runs from base 1 to 768 and encodes 255 amino acids. The transcript has 6 exons. Gene Ontology annotation, biological process: barbed-end actin filament capping; regulation of lamellipodium assembly; positive regulation of neuron projection development. Gene Ontology annotation, molecular function: actin filament binding; actin monomer binding. The record is from RefSeq and is a predicted model, not a curated record.
AUGGCGAACGGCGGUCAACAAGAGGGUGGUGGUCCAAGUAAGAAGACAUCUGGUCAGGGUUCUGAGACGCGGAGGACGACGGAGGUUGCCGAAAUCACCAACUUGGCUAUGAAGCUGCACUCGGAGAUGCAGCUACACUACCCCCAUCUGGCUGAAGAUGUCGCUCAUCUCAAGAAGCUGAGUGAGGACCUCAGUGGAUUGCAGCAAGGAGAAACUGCAGCAGCUCUGCCCAACCAGAUGAUUCAGAUUGGAACAGAUCUGGACUGGCUCGCAUUGUCGACGUGCAUCCUCAAAGGACGUCCUUUUUGGUCCGUGAAUUGGUUAUCUACGUCAAAGUGGAACAUAGACCCAGCCAAGGAAGAAAUCAAUCUGGAGGUGCGCGACAAUGUCACGGUCGACAGGUUGGCACAGCGUGUUCCUCGUGACCAUCCCCGCUACCACCUGUUCCUCUUCCCCCACAAGCAUCAGGGCGAGAAAUUCAAGAGCAUUGUGUUCAUCUACUCCAUCGCCGGCAGCGAGUGCCCCAUCAAGGAACGCAUGCUCUACUCCAGCUGCAAGCUCCCCCUGGUGGACACCAUCGAGACGCAGGUUGGCGUGCCCAUCACCAAGAAGGUGGAAAUCGAUGACCCGAGUGAGCUGAAUGAGGCCUUCCUGAUCGACCAGCUGCACCCAAAGCAGAACAUCUGCAAGCAAAAAUUUGCCAAGCCCAAGGGACCGGCCAACCGUGGUGCUCGACGCCUCAUCCGGACUACUGAUCCCGAAAAUUGACGCCCAUGGAGCUGCCCGUUAUUUAGGCCCCUGUUUUCCGUCUGCCUGGCAUUGUGACCAGGUGGUGUGGCCUCGGUGCGGCGGUGUUGUGAGAAGGACAGGCAGUGCAGCUGCUGAACGUCAUCCCUGGUGCAAGAGCAUAGGCACGCGCAUUCUGCUCUGGCUGGCGCACGAGCGUGCAGUUUGUGUCUUCCUUGGUGAAUGCGAAUGCAGCACUGCUGCUGUCACACUAUGCAAUGUUUGCCCCUUGAUGAAGGUGGUUAGCUUAACCAGCCAUCUCACGACAGUGCCUGGCUUAGUACAGUGAAAUCUGGUGUUUAGCUGAUCAAGCACAUUCGGUAAAGAGGAAUGAGUGGACACAGCCUUACAGCCUUUUUGAGUUUAUCUUGGUUAUCUGCCUCAAUUGAGUGAGGCUGCUGAAGAAGCGAGCCAGUCACUGAAGUCAUUUCCCUCAUAUUUCUUGGUGGAUUGUGUGGUCAGGCAGUAUUCAGGCAGUUUGAAAGGGUUUGGUGUCUGUUGUCCUCUCUCAAGGCAAUCUUCCUCAUAGCACUUAAUACUUAAAAGAUGUGCUGCUACAUCUACCGUUGCAGUUGAGACAGCCUUAAGCUGGUGCUAAAAAGGUGAAGUUCCCAAUACACCUCUGUACAAUGGCAAAGAUACCUGAGAAAUUGAAUUGGGAGAAUGGCUUUUGUCGCUGGUAAGUUCAUGGAGUGUUGCACGUGACAUGCAUGCUUGCACUUGCAAGGCAUACCAGAAGUGUUUUAUUUAUUUUGGAAAAGAAACAGUAAUGAUUCUGUAAUUACAACAUCGUAAUUCCUCUAUGAUUUCUAUGGUUUCAGUGAUCGUUGGCCACAUUUUUAUAUGUGUGUCAUAUGGUCCUUGUUUGCUCUCCUUUUUAAUCAGACCUGUGAAAAUAGGCGUACUUGAAUUUUUUAGAGAUCUUUAUUUUCAUUUUCUUUAUCGCACUAGAGCUUGACAUGCAUACAGGUUAAUUACAUUUCUUGCUGAUUAAGAUGCAGAAAACGUGUGAUUGCUGAUGCUUGUGUUUGCACGAGAGUGUUGGCCCCCUGGCAGGGUAGUUUUUGAUGCGGUCUGGCAAACACUAGAGUGUGAAGGUGUGGUGUCUGAUUUCUCUGCAAGAUUUCUAACUCUUACACUGAGAUAUUGUGGCACACUUUGUGUCUUGCAUAUGUGCGUGCAUCAUCAGUGCACGCAAUAGUAUCUGCUGAGCACUUUUGCAUGCCUUGGCCUGUCUUGCGAGAGCAAGAGUUGAGGUAGGGACAGUCGCCUGGCAAAAGAUGCUGCACUUGAUUAAACCAAAAUGUGUUUUCUUGCAUCAUAGGUUUGCUGCUCUUAAGAUGCCUUUGUCAUCAGCUAUUGUAGCAUAUUCUAUAAAGAAAAUGGAAAUGAAAAAAAAAAACACUACUACAGCGUUGUUCACUUGUACCUUUGGUGUCUGCCUCAAUUGAAUGAAGCUACUGAAAAAGCGA